ACACCGGCCAAGCCCGCCGUGCGGUGAGGAUUACCGUGCGGGAGAAGCGAGAAGCGCCCUGCAAGGACCGAGGACCGAGGACCGGGACCGGACCGGACCGGACCGGACCGCUGCGCUACAGGAGGACAGGAGGACAGGAGGAUAGGAGGACAGGAGGACAGCUUCACUGGGACGUUAUCUGGGUUUUUUCUGGUUUUCUCUUCUGUUCUGUUGGAAGUGGAGGAAAGGCGCAGAGUACCAGAGGUGCUGACAGGAUCAGCCUCGGAGGAGGAGAGAAGAUCCAGAUCCGCGUCUCUGAACAGAUUCACCUGACUCCAAAAAGAAUUAAAAACAAGAAAAUCACUCAUGGAUUUCCGUGACUUAUUAAUAAGCAGCCAAUUCUGUCCGGUCCAGUGGAAUAAUGUGAUUUAUUACCAUUAACCUGGAAUCAUGUCUUCUGGUGGAAAUCCUCCACUUUCACCUGGACGAGGCUGAAGUGAAGAAAGAAGUGAAGAAAAACGUUCGAGGAAAAGAAGAAAUUGAAAAAGAGAGAGAAGAGGGACGAGCGGUGGGUUGAGGUUCGGAGAAUCACUCCACUUCUGGUGCCGGAUGGUAUUUCUCUCGCUGCGGGGAUGGAGGGAUGAAGCCGGGAGAGAAAAGGACGGGAAGAGCGAGAAAGAGAGAGGAGGCAGAAGCGGAGAAGGAUGUAGGCGCUGGACGCGCCCUCUGGAGGAACUGUGAACCCGAGCGGAAUUUACUCUACCUGAAGGAUUUUUACCUCGGCGCGACGCGGGAUUUUAUUUCUCUGGAGCCUCAGUGGAGUUACAGCUAGAGUCACCGCAGGAUGGGAUUAGGAGGAAUAACUGUGCGCUGAGACAGGAGGAAACACAGCAGGAGAGAGGAGAGAGUGAGGAUUGAGGACCGGCGGUCUGAUCCACCAUGCUGAGUCCCUGUGGUCACAUGUGAAUCCUGUAACAUGUGCAGAAUGCUUCUACAUCUCUGAAGGUGUCCGACCAGGUGAGGAUGCUAACCAUGGAGAGGCUGUUGCUAUGCGUGAUGCUGGCGGUUUCCAUGGCGGUGCGGGCGCAGAUCUGUCCGAAGCGUUGCGUCUGCCAGAUCCUGUCACCGAACCUGGCGACGCUCUGCGCCAAGAAGGGUCUGCUGUUUGUGCCGCCAAACAUCGACAGGCACACGGUGGAGCUGCGGCUGGCCGACAACUUCGUAACGAGCGUGAAAAGGAAAGACUUUGCAAACAUGACGCGGCUGGUGGACCUGACAUUAUCCAGAAACACCAUCUCAUACAUCACACCUCAUGCCUUUACAGACCUAGAAAAUCUCCGAGCGCUACACCUCAACAGUAACCGUCUGACGAGGAUAGGCAACGACACAUUCAGCGGGAUGUCAAAGCUUCACCACCUGAUCCUCAACAACAACCAGCUGGUGCUGAUCCAUCAGGGAGCGUUCAACGACCUGCUGGCGCUGGAGGAGCUGGACCUCAGCUACAAUAACCUGGACUCUAUUCCAUGGGAGGCCAUUCAGAGAAUGACAAGCCUUCAUACGCUGAGCUUAGACCACAACAUGCUGGAAUACAUUCCAGAAGGAACCUUUUCCCUCCUGCAGAAACUCAACCGGCUGGACGUCACCUCCAAUAAACUGCAGAAGCUCCCGCCAGACCCCCUGUUUCAGCGGGCGCAGGUCCUGGCCACAUCAGGGGAGAUGACUCCCUCGUCGUUCGCGCUGUCGUUUGGAGGAAAUCCUCUCCACUGUAACUGUGAGUUACUCUGGCUGAGGAGGCUGAAGAGGGAGGACGACCUGGAGACCUGCGCCACACCUGAGCACCUGGCUGGCCGAUAUUUCUGGUCCAUCUCUGAGGAGGAGUUCCUCUGUGAGCCGCCGCUCAUCACCCGAUUCUCCCAUGAGAUGAGAGUCCUGGAAGGACAGAGAGUCGCUCUCAGGUGUAAGGCAAGAGGUGAUCCAGAACCAGCCAUUCACUGGAUCUCUCCUGAAGGCAAACUGGUGUCCAACUCCUCCAGAACCUUGGUUUACAGCAACGGGACUCUGGACAUCCUCAUCAGCACUGUGAAAGACACGGGCUCCUUCACCUGCAUCUCGUCCAACCCGGCCGGCGAAGCCCACCAAACCGUGGAGCUGGUCAUAAUCAAACUGCCUCACAUCUCCAACAACACCAACAACAUCCAAGAACCCGAUCCGGGUUCGUCAGACAUUUCCACGUCGACCCGAGGCGGCGCCAACGGCAGCAACGUGACGGGCGACGUGAAGGGCGGCGUGGACAAGCGGGUGGUGACGGCCGAGGCCCGGUCGUCCACUGCGCUCAUCAAGUUCAACUUCCAGAGGAACAUUCCCGGCAUCAGGAUGUUCCAGAUCCAGUACAACGGCAGCCAGGAUGACUCGCUGGUUUACAGGAUGAUUCCUCCAUCGAGCGAGAACUUCCUGGUCAACAACCUGGCCGCCGGGACUCAGUACGACCUGUGUGUGCUGGCCAUCUACGAUGAUGUCAUCACGUCGCUGACAGCAACGCGAGUGGUGGGCUGCGUGCAGUUCACCACCGAGUCGGAGUACAUGCGCUGUCACUUCAUGCAGUCCCAGUUCCUCGGCGGGACGAUGAUCAUCAUCAUCGGAGGGAUCAUCGUCGCCUCGGUGCUCGUCUUCAUCAUCAUCCUGAUGAUACGCUACAAGGUUUGUAACCCUGGUGAAGGUGGGAAAGGCGUUUCCAUGUCGAUGACCAACGUUCACUCGCAGACCAACGGGCAGCAGUCACACGGCUGCACCGUCACUCCCAGCUCCUCCAAACACGGAUCAGUUGGGUUGGAUGACUUGUCUGCCGGCUCAAAGAAAAAGAGCGGCGCUGCGGCGGCGGGACCCGCGGAGAAGGACACCCUCACUCAGUCGUCUGAAUGCUCCCUGCCCGACUGCUCCACUGCCACGUCCGUUCUGAGCCAGAGCUGGGCGGCUGGCGGUGAAGACCGGGACAAAGUGGCCGAGCAGAGACCUCUGACUGGCGUCGGGUCGCCCACCGCCGCCUCCGGGUCCCUGCACAAGUCCAAGAGGAAGCCGGCUCCCGUUCAGCCCGAGAACCGCCCGCCGCCCUCCUCUCCUCGCCCUCCGCCCUCUUCUACCCCGACCUCCGCCCCGCUGGAGAACCUCAACACCAACCGCAACAACUCCACCAGUCUGAACAAAACCCCACCGCCUCCCUUCGUGCCCUCACCGUUCUCCGGGCCCCUGUUGGCCCCCAGCCCGGUUCCUUCCAUGCGGUUCAGAGAAACGCCCGUCCUGCGCCGGGCUCCUCGCCCCGCCUCCUCUGCAAAAUACCAGACUCUCCCUGCGGAGGAGGGAGGCCGGAGCAGGGCGAGGAGGAGGUACUCGCUCAGCGAAGAAGGCGCAAAAACUCAGUCGCCCCAUCAGAGGGCCGGAGGGGCGAAGCUGGGCCGCGUGAUGCGGAACAAACGGAGCCAGUCCAUGAGCGGGAUGCUGCUGUCUAAAGAAGAGGACGGCGACUCGGAGAAAGGGCGCCGCGAGUCGGACUGGAUCUUAGAAAGCACAGUUUGAAGUGAAGCCAGGCAGCGACCGUCACAGGAACUUCGGUUCCCUCGUACUUGUUGAGCUGCGUGUGUGUGUGUGUGUGCGUGUGCGUGUGCGUGUGUGUGUGUUUGCGGUGUGUCUGGGUUUGUUUUUCCACCUGAAGAGCCGGUCAACCUCUGAAUCAGUUCUCAAUUUUCAUGUUUGAAUUUUGUUUUUAUGUGCGUUUUAUUUGAUUUGACAUGUUUUCUGGAUGAAAGUUUUUUACCUCUUUCUUUUCAUCUUGUUUUUUGUAUUCUGUUUACAGUUUUGUCCUCCACCUUGACAUUAUCCUUUGGUAAAUGGAUAACAUGCCUUGUCUCGUAGCGUUGGAGUCGUCUUACUGGAUCCACUUUAUAGCACAAAAGAAAAAGAAACAAGACAAUGAGCUUGCCACGUCAUUUCUGAAUUCACAUUCACCGUAUCUGAAAGCACCACAAAAGGGAAAUUAAUAAAGGGAAAGAAGACGAUGAAGAACCCUGCAGCAAGAAGAAAAGCACAUCAUUUUUAAGAGGUGCACACCUGCAUACAGUAUGCACUCAUUUUGUGGCAAGAGAACAGCAGUCGGUGCCUUCUUUUGCACUAACAGACCCUCCCUAGCAGUAACUAGAUCUGGAUUUAUGACUUCACCGCAGCUCCACUAACGAGAGCUCUGGAGGAACUGGAUCCAACUAAGGAAGAGACGGAUUUCACACACAGCCUUUCUUACCUAAUGGGGAGUUCUCACAUUUUCUUGACAUAUAAAGACAAGAAGUAACAAACAGAAGAACAUUUUAAUGGACCUCUUAUGAAAUUGUUAUUUUUAAACAUGAGAAGAAAAAGAAAACAUGAUUAUCUUGUGAGCUUUUCACUGACAUUGGUAUACAAGCUCCCAGAAAGCCUCUGUACAGAAAAAGACAACAUGUACCGUGUUGUUAUGUUGUGUAAAAUAAAACCGGUUAAAACUAAAU
Gambusia affinis (western mosquitofish) is the source of this 4508-nucleotide messenger RNA. Its product is annotated as leucine-rich repeat and fibronectin type-III domain-containing protein 5-like. NCBI's taxonomy places the organism in Eukaryota, Metazoa, Chordata, Actinopteri, Cyprinodontiformes, Poeciliidae. The coding region runs from base 1003 to 3549 and encodes 848 amino acids. Gene Ontology annotation, molecular function: protein binding. The transcript has 10 exons. The record is from RefSeq and is a predicted model, not a curated record.